Brassicogethes aeneus is the source of this 622-nucleotide messenger RNA. The record is from the annotation of a GenBank genome assembly. NCBI's taxonomy places the organism in Eukaryota, Metazoa, Arthropoda, Insecta, Coleoptera, Nitidulidae.
GCCUAACUUCAUGCGGUACCUUUGACAGCUCAAUUUACGUAAAAAUCACCAAAAAUCUGUAAAAUGCCGGAAGCAAAGCCCAGAAAUAUCGUGGAGUCGUUUUUUACUUCUGUAGGCAAUAUUCUGGAGUCGCCUGUAAUCUGGGUUAGAGAAAAAAUCGUUGAACCCAACCAAAAACAGUACCCAUGGUACCACCAGAAGUUCCGCAGGGUUCCAACCAUUGACCAGUGUUACGAAGACGAUAUUGUCUGUCAAUUUGAAGCUGAUGCCCAAUACAGAAGAGAUAAACAAGUAGAUUCUGAGGUAUUAACAAUCCUAAGAGAACGCUUUGAAGAUUGCGCUCUAUACGAAGCCCCUGAUCAUUUGGAAAAAUGCACUCCACUGCUUAAGCAGUACGAAGACGCUACGACCAAUUGGUUUAUUAAAUAUGGCGAUUUAGGAGCUUAUCAUAAUGCUAAAACUGCUUUCAUGAAGCAAAAACAUAGAAUGGUUUGGGAACGUAGACACGGACCAGUCGGCUGUGGCAUGCAAGGAAAGGUUGCUGAGUAAUUUUUGAACAAUAUAUUUGAUGUAGUUACAAAAUAUUUCAUAGUUAUUGAAAAUGUAAUAAACAUUGUAAUAA